Talaromyces proteolyticus is the source of this 588-nucleotide messenger RNA. Its product is annotated as DNL zinc finger-domain-containing protein. The transcript has a single exon. Gene Ontology annotation, molecular function: zinc ion binding; protein-folding chaperone binding. Gene Ontology annotation, cellular component: mitochondrion. Gene Ontology annotation, biological process: protein stabilization; protein import into mitochondrial matrix; protein folding. NCBI's taxonomy places the organism in Eukaryota, Fungi, Ascomycota, Eurotiomycetes, Eurotiales, Trichocomaceae. Bases 1 to 588 code for a protein of 195 amino acids. The record is from RefSeq and is a predicted model, not a curated record.
AUGCAAUCCUCAAAAAGCCUUAUCCGUUGUCUGCGCGCGUCAAAUGGAUUAAUUUUACCAACUCGAGUUGCGACAUCAAUAUCUCGUCCAUCAUUCCAGACAGCAAGACCUCUGCUCUCUUCACUACAAUACAAUAAACCAGCCGCAAAUAUCUUCCGAAGAUUCAACUCCAACUCCUCAGACUCUCCUUCUCCCCGGCCGCUGACCGAUCAUCUCUCCAGCCCGUCCAACGACGCCGCUAAUGCGGAACAGAACACCGCGCGCAGAGCGGAAGAGCCCGCAUACCGAAUUACAUUUACAUGUAAACCUUGCCAAACCCGGUCAACACAUACAAUGUCCAAACAUGGCUAUCACAAAGGCACCGUAUUGAUUACCUGUCCUGAGUGUAAAUCCCGUCAUAUCAUCGCCGAUCAUCUGGGCAUAUUCAUGGACGAGAAAACCACUCUCGAAGAUAUUCUGGCCAAGGCCGGAAACAAUGUCACAAAGGGAUAUGUUGAGGGAGAUAUGGAGUUCUGGGAAGAUGGCACUGUCUACAAGACGGGGACCGAUGAGAAGCCUCCUGAAGCCAGCUCGAAGGGAACUCCAUGA